CACCAUGAUUGAAGUCGCUAAGACCGAGGCUAAGACAGAAUUUGGACGGACACUUAAUUAGAAGCCCGAGAGACCCGACACCCACUUCCACCACCAACUCAGAUCAUGAACCACGGAAUACCAGCUGUCAGCAAUCAGCCCCAAAGAGGCUACCCUUCUCACCAUGUGAGUAGAACAAGUACGACCCAUGGAUAUCGACCGCUGGAUAUUAUGCCUCCCACGUGGACAGAUCUGUGGUGGGGCUCUGAAAUGUUUUCCUCCCCCUAUCACCACUGCUGACCUGUACAUUCCUGCACCCUUAUCC
Geodia barretti is the source of this 304-nucleotide messenger RNA. The record is from the annotation of a GenBank genome assembly. Lineage: Eukaryota; Metazoa; Porifera; Demospongiae; Tetractinellida; Geodiidae.